Messenger RNA from Galleria mellonella (greater wax moth), 4972 nucleotides. Its product is annotated as HEAT repeat-containing protein 6. The coding region runs from base 187 to 3522 and encodes 1111 amino acids. The transcript has 16 exons. Lineage: Eukaryota; Metazoa; Arthropoda; Insecta; Lepidoptera; Pyralidae. The record is from RefSeq and is a predicted model, not a curated record.
GUAUGACUAACCUAAUAAAAACAUUUAUCUACUUAUAACUAUUCAAAAGUGUGUUUUAAAUUAUUGCAAUAUAUGUAUUAGUUAUUAAAUAAAGUAGUUAUUAAAAAUAAUAUUAUAAAAUAUUUACCAUGAAAUAAUACAACAAAUUACUUAUUAACUUAAUACCGUUUUAAAUAUUCUUGUAAAAUGGAUCCAAAUUUACCUCAAAAAUUUUCAAUAAUUUGUGGAGAUUUGUGUAAUCUUUUAUAUGCAAAAGAUUAUGAUAAAGCUACCGUAAAUUCUCUAAUCGACGAGCUUAAUUCUAAGCCCUACAAGGCGCAGUUAUUUGUUCGUAAACAUGAUGCGGAAAUGUUAGUAACAGCAUUAUGCCUCAGUAUAAAGCCAAUAGAUGAGUAUUUAGCAGCAAAAACAUCACAUUUAAUAAACAGUGUAGUGACUAAACAAAGUUUACAGUUUGGCAGUGAUUAUUUGUGGAAAGUAAUAUCUUGGCAUAUUAAUUGUAUAAAAAAAUGUUCUGAUAUUAUUUUGCCUGAUAUUCUUCAUAAUAUGCAAUGUAUUUUACAAUUAAAUCCACAUGCAGGUCAAAAGUUUAUAGAAGAUUUAAUAGGUCUUGAUGGAGUGUUGAGUAAUUUAAUAAAUAUUGAUAAAAGUCCUAUAUCAAGCACUCAAAAUCCACUACCAAUCUGCCUUCUUGCUUUCAAAUGUAUGUCUUGUGUUAUUACAACAGAAGAUGGUAAAACAGAUCAAACAAAUUUAGUACCUUUAGAUGUAAAGGAAUGGAUCUCACAACUUGUUAUAAAGUUUUUAAUGAAAUACUCUAUUAAGUUACAGGAUGAAUUUUUAUAUUGCAAAGUAAUAAUAUCAGCCUUAAGAUUAUUAUCACAAUUGUAUUUCAAUGAACAAAAAAUAACGAUUCCAUUACCUGAAGUAAUGGGAAUAUGCCGUCAUUUUGUGUUAUAUGGCCUCAUAAACCAAGGGCCAACACCUGAGAGGUUGAUGCCAGCACAGCAAACUAUAGCAACUAUACCACUGAAAGUAAUUCCUAAAGGAGGAAAGAAACAAAAGAUAAGAAAACAAAGAAAUAAUGCUAUUGAAAGUUUAAAGAAGGAGAUACCAGUAUCUGACAAAAGUUUAAUGAAAGAUGUUGAUAACUUUGAAAAUCAUUCUGCUUAUAAACCAGCGAGUAUGAAUUACUUCGAACCUCAAAAAACUAAGAAUACUUGGGUCUUAACAAGUGACUCUGAUAUGUCAGAUGUUGAAAACAGUAGGGAAGCAAAACUUAUAGCUUUAAAAUCUAGAGUGAGGCAGAGUGCUUCAAACUUGCUAUUAGUUUUAAUAAAGAUAGCAGAAAAAAGAGAUAUAUUUGGCUACUGGUGGGCACUCUUACCAGAUUCACCUGAUGCCAUUAACUGGUCUAGUGAAGAAUCAGCUAAGAAAACUCUGGCAUACUGUGCUGUCAUAGAUCCUAUAGCAAAUAGUAGGGCCAGUGUACUGAGCGUUAUAUUGGCUCUUUUAUCCGGUUCUAGAAUGUAUUUGUCACAGGCUGAAACAAGCAAAAAAGAUAAUACUUCCUUUAUACCCUUUUCCAUAUCUCUUGGGUAUGUUAUUACAUGCAUGCACCAAGUGCUAGUCAGUAUAUUGGAUAGUGAGAGAAGCCAUGCGGUCAUAAUAGUUGCAUUAAAGUGCUGUGCCGCUUUAGUACAAGCAACAGCCUAUCAUAAGAUGAGGGAAGGACUUAUUAGUGAUUUAGUUAGGUCUACCAAGAAGUUUCUGGUUCAUAGAGAUGUAACAUUACAAGUUGGCGCAUUAAUAACAAUUGGAUGCAUUUUAUCAGUAGAUCCAAAAGUUGAUGAAAUUCGAAAGUCUAUACAAAAGGAUACAAUAGAUUGUGUAAAUAAUUCAAAUAUAUUAGAUAAAGAAUAUAAUGUAGAUAGAGAAGGAUGUGAUGAUUUUGAGGAGGGUUACUCAGAUGAUGAUGAGCUUAUUGAUAGUGAUCUCAAGUUUAUUCCAAAAUGUGAUAAAGGAAGUGAUUUAGAGAAUGUUUCUUCUAAUUGUUGGAUAUUGGAUAUAUGUUUUAAGAAUAUGGGGUGGAUAUUUAGAGAAAAUCAAGUGAUAAGAUGUAAACCGUCCGCGAUACCGAUAAUACUGGAAUCUCUGCAAGUGCUUUCAGCUAUUGCCUUUCACCAUAUGUCGGAGCUGCUACUGCCGCAUCUUUCCUUGCUAUCUGACAUCCUAUGUGAGAUGUUGCAGCACGAUCACCAAGAUGUUGUGCUGCAGGCUGCCAGAACUGCUAGCAUCAUUGGAGAUGCUAUUCAAAAAUUAGAACGUAUGGAUCAACCUCCGCCAUUGAACCAGUGUGUAAGCUUUUGGGAGAAACUCCUUACGCCGCUGUCGUUGGUAUUGCAAAGUCACGAGAAUGGUCCGGCGAAGGCGGUUGUUUGUGACUGCAUUGCUAACAUAGGAGAGAGAUCGUUCAAGGAAUUGCCUAGCCGCAAGCAGAUGGUAUGCUGUACUCUGCUGGUUGGUUCCUGCGGGGACGAGGAGGCCACAGUAAGGGCGGCCGCCGUACGCGCCCUCGCCAUGACCGUCGUCUACCGCACGCUAAGAGAGGAUAUCUGCUUCGUGAGCGAUUGUGGGGAGAAUAUUGUACGGGCCCUGGCGGAACCAACGCUAGUGGUGCGAACAAAGGCUGCCUGGGCCCUUGGAAACCUUAGCGAUGCGCUCGUUUUGAAUAUGGAAGAGCCAGAGGUCGAUGAUAUUGACGAUGAUUUGUUACGUCGGCUUCUAGAGGUCAGCAUUCAAUGUGCCACCGAUAAUGAUAAGAUUAAAAUGAGUGCUACGCGCGGUCUUGGGAAUUUUCUACGGUUGAUAAAUAAUGAGCACUUGGUCCGUAGUCCGCAAAUUAAAACCUUAUGCGAGACAGCGUUAGAGAGGCUUUUGCAUUGCGCAUGUAAAGUGAGCAAUAUGAAAGUACGAUGGAACGCGUGCUACGCGAUGGGCAACGCUAUGAAGAAUGAACAUCUCUUCACAUGCUUCAAUGGCUGGCAGCGUCAAGUAUUUUCGAGCUUAUGCAGCCUGGCCCAAGAGUGCAAGAAUCUAAAAGUACGUAUUAACGCGGCGCUAGCAUUACGGGCGCCAACCUCUCGCGUGCAAUACGGACAACAAUUCGCGGCCGUAUGGAGCGCUGUCAUGGCUGCCAUGGAUAGUGCAGCUAAUGUCGACGACUUCACUGAAUACCAGCAUAAGGAUAACCUCAUCGAACAGUUAUGUGUCACUCUGGCGCACAUGUGCUGUCUUCUCACGAAGUCUGAUCUUACAGAGAUCUUGGACCCUCUAGUGUUUCAUCACGAAUGUGCUAAAACUCUUUAUACUCAGCUGUGUCAUAAACUUCCGCCAGAAAAUGCAUCCUGCCUCAAGAUACUGCAAGCUGCUAAAUAUGUGACAGUUGAUUUGACAGCGAACUGUAAUACACAACAGCAGUCACUGGGAAUGUUACAGGAUAUUUUCAUAUGGGACAUGUAAACGUAGUAAAUAUUUUAAUUAGUUUUAUUAUAAAUGUUUAUUGUAAUUGUAAAUGUUAUAAAUGUAUUAUAAAUUUUUUCCAGUUUAAAUAAAUAUUAUGGCAAGUAAAGAUAUCAAAUAGUCCUGGGAAUAUCACACAGCGUCAUCUAGUCCCGAUCUAAGCAUAACUAUUAUUAUACGUCAUAAAAAAUUAUGUACAUAGUGCAUAAUGCAUAUUUAUCACAUAAUAUAUGCUGAACGUGUCCAAUUUAUUAAAAAAAUUGUAAUUAGAAAAUUUUCGAUUUUGUGAUUUGUAGUGUAUGACAUUUUUUUAAACGGAAAAUUUUAUUUAAUGGAUUUUUAUUAUAAUUGUGUAUAUAAAUGAUCUGAUUACUCAGAGUAGAUAAUGAAAUUUGUUAACUGUUUAAAUGUAUGGACAGUGUUUUGAAAUAUAUAGUAAGUAUUUUUUUAAUUAUAAAUUUAAUAUAAGAUUGUUAUUUACAAUACUCUCUUCGUAAGGGCCUUAUAGCAGUUUUAGAGUGAAAGGUCCAAAUUAGGUUACACUUCCUUUCUGUAGAUUUAUACCCUUAAAUGCACUUGUUAUUUAUGUAUGAGUAACAGAUACGAUAGAUCCAAAUUGAUUUGUUAAAAACCUGUUUUGUAAUUUUAGAGACUGCUAACUGAUAAUAUACAAUGGUUUUCUAAUAUUGACAUUGCAUAGAAAAAUAUCACUUAAAUACUCCUUCGUUUCUAUGUUUUUAUGUUCACUCAGUUGUAAUGAGUCCAAAUUUUCCUAGAUGAGGGGCUAACAAAUCGGUAAAUAUGUUUUCAUUUUUGAUAAUGAAAUAUGAAUAAAAAGAUGCUAAACAUCAUUCUAUCUUAUUUACGCGGUAGCGAAAACGAACCUCUCGAUUUAUUACUUUGUUUUUUAUUUUAGGGGAUUGUGCCAACUUCAUUUCUGUCACCGUUAAAUACCUUAUAUAAGCGAUUAUCUUAAUUUUCGCAUUUAGCAUUUUACUAAUAAUGUUUGUAUGUAAAAGUUUCAUUGUAAGUCAUUAAUUAUAUAGGUAGAUUUAUCUUUGUAAGAAGUUCUUUCAGGUAAUGAUGUUAUUUAUCUAAAAUACAUCAGUUAAAAAAUGAACGAAUAAUCCUUGUCCUUGUUAAAUGUUAAUAAUAAACACUUAUUUCUUGGUAAGGGGGACUUCCUAAAAUCAGAACGUGGUAAAACCCCGGUGUCAUAGUAUUUGCUAUGUAUGUAUUUGUAUCUCAAUACCCAUACGUCAUGUUUUAAUUUCUGAACAUAGUUCGGCUUUUGUUGUAUGGGUGAAUUUCCUUUCACGCUAAUCAAUGUCUGUUACUCUUUGUCAUUUAUUCUUUGUGUAGAUUUCACAGUGGUUUUGUUAUUGUAACUCUUAAUUAACAUAAUUUAUUUAUUAUUAUAAAAAUAAACAAAAUAAAAGUAUUAACGUAA